GUUGCCGCUUCUCUCAUGCUGGAUCGGGAGCUGUCCAUGCUGCGGUUGAGCGAGAAUGAACCUGUGCAGCCCGUACUGGACAAGAUGAGGGAACUCUACGCGAAAUUGGCGAUUGCGGCAUCACGUACCCAGAGCAGACAAGUGUCUCAAGAUGCUCAGCCUGCUGCCGGAGUCUUGGCUGCAAUUUAUAAGCGGACUCAGCUUGCCACAAAACCAAAGUCAAUGGACAUUGGAGUGGAUUCGCACCAAGAUUCUGGAAGAAGAUUUUCGUCGCUAUACACUGCGCGGAGGUGAUGACAGCACCAGCGGCUAUGCCAUGCAAGGGACAUGGAGGGAUCGAGGGCGUGGCAAUCGCGGUCGCUCUUACUA
Messenger RNA from Closterium sp. NIES-67, 369 nucleotides. The record is from the annotation of a GenBank genome assembly. NCBI's taxonomy places the organism in Eukaryota, Viridiplantae, Streptophyta, Zygnematophyceae, Desmidiales, Closteriaceae.